Messenger RNA from Thamnophis elegans (Western terrestrial garter snake), 1739 nucleotides. It is a transcript of the gene DRG2, whose product is annotated as developmentally regulated GTP binding protein 2. NCBI's taxonomy places the organism in Eukaryota, Metazoa, Chordata, Lepidosauria, Squamata, Natricidae. The transcript has 13 exons. Gene Ontology annotation, cellular component: cytoplasm. Gene Ontology annotation, molecular function: GTPase activity; GTP binding. The coding region runs from base 53 to 1147 and encodes 364 amino acids. Gene Ontology annotation, biological process: cytoplasmic translation. The record is from RefSeq and is a predicted model, not a curated record.
AACUACUUCCGGGGCAGCCCGUCCCUGAUCCCGGUCCGCCCGACUCGCCAAGAUGGGGAUCCUGGAGAAGAUCGCGGAGAUCGAGAAGGAGAUCGCCCGGACCCAGAAAAACAAAGCUACGGAAUACCACCUUGGUCUGCUGAAGGCCAAGCUUGCCAAGUACAGAGCUCAGCUUCUAGAGCCUUCCAAAUCGGCUGCAGCCAAAGGGGAAGGCUUCGAUGUGAUGAAGUCGGGGGACGCCCGGGUGGCGCUGAUCGGUUUCCCUUCUGUGGGUAAGUCCACUUUUCUGAGUUUAAUGACUUCCACAGCUAGUGAAGCAGCUUCCUACGAAUUCACCACACUGACCUGUAUUCCUGGAGUCAUAGAGUACAAAGGAGCCAAUAUCCAGCUUCUAGAUCUUCCUGGGAUCAUUGAAGGAGCUGCUCAAGGGAAGGGCCGAGGACGCCAGGUGAUUGCAGUGGCCCGGACCUCAGAUGUCGUCAUCAUGAUGCUGGACGCCACAAAGGGCGAAGUGCAGAGGGCUCUCUUGGAAAAGGAGCUAGAAACGGUGGGCAUCAGGCUCAACAAAGAGAAGCCCAACAUCUACUUCAAGCCCAAGAAAGGGGGCGGCAUCUCCUUCAACUCCACUGUGACCUUGACCCAGUGCUCGGAGAAGCUGGUGCAGCUUAUCCUCCACGAAUAUAAAAUCUUCAACGCGGAGGUGCUCUUCAGGGAAGACUGUAGUGCAGAUGAAUUCAUUGACGUGAUUGUUGGCAACCGAGUGUACAUGCCCUGCCUCUAUGUUUAUAACAAAAUUGACCAGAUCUCCAUGGAAGAGGUGGACCGCCUGGCUCGGAGGCCUCAUAGCGUGGUGAUUAGCUGUGGCAUGAAGCUGAAUUUGGAGUACCUGCUAGAAAGGCUGUGGGAAUACCUGGCUCUCACCUGCAUCUACACAAAGAAAAGAGGCCAGAGACCUGAUUUUUCAGAUGCGAUCAUUCUGCGAAAAGGGGCCUCUGUACAGCAUGUGUGCCAUCGAAUUCACCGGACGUUAGCCGACCAGUUCAAGUACGCCCUUGUGUGGGGAACCAGCACGAAGUACAGCCCCCAGCGCGUGGGGCUCAGCCACAUGGUGGAGCACGAAGACGUCAUCCAAGUGGUGAAGAAGUAACCGCCCGUCCCUGUCUCCCCUCUGUAGCGUUUCCGCGCAGCUUAGCUGCAAAGUGUGUAAGAACUCGGCUGCCCCACCCGGCCCAAGGAGGCGGGGCAGGGAGGACGCUUUGCCCCCCAAUCCCAGGAAGGAAGGAGAGGAGAUGCAGCCACGGAGAGGGAGAAGGCCCAGGAGGACCAGGGUUCUCCUCCUGAGUGGGAACCUGGUUUAAGUGGCGCCUGUCGUUCAGGGUCCUCCGAUGGGAGAUGACUCGAGACUGAAUGAUCGUAGCCGCCUGGCUACCUCUGGCCUCAGACUUGUGACCCGGGGAGUCAGAUGUCGGAUCGCGAGUGAGGAACUUGCCUUCCUCCCUUCAGAACUCAGCCUUGCCACCUCUUCUCUGCGGACAGGAAGGAAGGAUCCGCCCGUGGGUGGGAGCCUGGAUUAAUGAGUCCUCUCCCCUCCUCCUCCCUCCCCGCUUCACCAGGUCGUCUCCUGAUAUCCCACAGCCCAGCCCCAGACUUCGGCUCCAGACCCACCCACCCGGCCCCAGGCCCCCUCCUCCCUCCUUCUGCUCAAAUAAAGGAUGCUCCCCACGUCUCUUUGGAACUUC